UUGUAUGCUGGCCAUGAAGACUCUCCGGGCUCGAUUUAAGAAGACAGAGCUGCGGCUCAGCCCCACCGACCUUGGCUCCUGCCCUCCCUGUGGUCCCUGUCCCAUCCCGAAGCCGGCAGCCAGAGUCAGGCGCCAGAGCCAGGAUUGGGGCAAAAGUGAUGAGCGGCUGCUGCAGGCUGUGGAGAACAAUGAUGCCGCACGGGUGGCCUCCCUCAUCGUCCGCAAGGGUCUGGUGCCCACGAAGCUGGACCCCGAGGGCAAGUCCGCAUUCCACCUGGCAGCUAUGAGGGGUGCAGCCAGCUGUCUGGAGGUGAUGCUGGCACACGGCGCCAACGUCAUGAGCACAGACGGGGCAGGUUACAAUGCCCUCCACCUGGCUGCCAAGUAUGGGCAUCCACAAUGUUUGAAGCAACUGCUCCAGGCAUCCUGCGUGGUGGACAUUGUGGACAGCAGUGGCUGGACGGCCUUGCAUCAUGCAGCGGCUGGUGGCUGCAUCUCUUGCUCAGAAAUGCUCUGCUCCUUCAAGGCACAUCUGAAUCCCCGGGAUCGGUUGGGUACCACCCCCCUCAUCAUCGCAGCUCAGAUGUGUCACACAGACCUGUGCCGCCUCCUCCUGCAGCAGGGGGCUGCCGUGAACGACCAGGACCUGCAGGGCAGGACAGCCCUCAUGCUGGCCUGUGAGGGGGCUAACCCCGAAACAGUGGAGGUGCUGCUGCAGGGAGGGGCCCAGCCAGGCAUCACCGACGCACUGGGCCAGGACGCUGCUCACUAUGGCUCCCUGGCAGGGGACAAACUCAUCCUGCACCUCCUGCAGGAGGCGGCCCAGCGCCCCUCACCACCCAGCGCCUGACCCUGCUUUUCUCUCUCCCCCGCCCUCCUAGAGGAAGACUCGGGCGAGGCAUCAUCUCAGAACUCUGUGUCCAGCCAUGAGAAGCGAGGGGCUCCCAAGAAGCGGAAGGCGCCUCCGCCUCCCACCAGCACCCCUAUGCCGGAUGAUCGAGAUGCCUAUGAGGAGAUUGUGCGGCUGCGACAGGAGAAGGGCCGCCUGCUUCAGAAGAUCCGGGGCUUGGAGCAGCACAAGGAACGGAGGAAGCAGGAGCUUCCAGAGGCGGAGGCCAGCUCCCUGCACAGCCUGGAGAGACAGGUGCAAGAGCUACAGCAGCUGCUGGCAGAGAAGCAGGAGGAGAAGGAGAGUCUGGGACGGGAGGUGGAGAGUUUGCAGAGCCGGCUGUCCCUGCUGGAGAAUGAGCGGGAGAACACCAGCUAUGACGUGGCCACCCUGCAGGAUGAGGAGGGUGAGCUGCCCGACUUUCCAGGGGCCGAGACGUUGCUCUCCAAGCAGCUAAGCCCGUCAGCCCAGGAGCUCUUGGCCUCGCUGCAGGAACAGGUGGCCACCCUCACCAGACAGAACCAGGAGCUGAUGGAGAAGGUCCAGAUCCUGGAGAACUUUGAGAAGGAUGAAAUGGAGGCAAAUGGAUCAGCCGAGGUCGUCCCCCUGGCCCUCUAUGACUCUCUCCGGGCUGAGUUUGACCAGCUGCGCAGGCAGCAUGCCGAGGCUGUGCGGGUGCUGGAGCAGCAGGAAGUACAGGGGAGCCCCAGAGAAGAGAAGGUAGCCCCUGGGGAACGCAAGGACACAGGAGCCAAGACCACCCAAAAUGGUCCAACAGAAAUGGAGAUUGAUGGCAUCGUGGCUCCAGAAACAAAAGUUAAUGGAGCUGAGACCACAGAUGAUGAGGCUGCAGAAGCUGGAACCACGGAAGCCAGGACUUCGGAAGCAGCAUCCACAGGGACCGAGGUCAUGGAAACUAAACCCACGGACAGUCAGGCCAUGGAAACAGAGGGUGCGGGAGCUGAGGCUUUGGAAACAAAGGCCACGGGGGCCGAGGUCACAGAAACGAAAGCUCUAAGAGGAGGAGGAAACCGGGAAACACAGGCCACGGGAGCAGAGGCCACAAAUAUGAGAGGAGAGGAACCAGAAAUGAAGGCCAAUGGAGUGAGUGAAGUGGAAGGAGGGCUCAGAGGCACAGAGACCACAAGUGUGGAGGCCACGGGAGUGGAGGCCACCACCCCUAGUGUCCCCACUGGCCCCGUCCUACACCCCGGUGCUGCCGAGGCCUCGGAAAAGCUGCAAACCGAACUGGAGACUAGGAUUCGUGGCUUGGAGGAGGCACUCUGGCAGCGGGAGCGGGAGGCAGCCACCGAGCUGGAGGCAGCCCGUGGCAAGUGGGAGGCCACGGAGGCUGAGGCUGACCGGCUGCCGGAGCGGGUGUGUGAGGCUGUUGGUGGUGACAUGGUCCAACUGCGGGCAGCCCUGGAGCAGGCCCGGGAGGACCUCCGAGACCGGGACUCUCGCCUCCGGGAGCUGGAGGCCACCUUGGCCUGGCUGGAUGAGGCCCGAGCGGCCAGACUGCUGGCCGAGGAGGAGGCUCGGGGCCUGCGGGCAGAGCUGGCCCAGCGGGAGGAGGUGAGGCUGGAGCAAAUCCGGGAGCUGGAGGUGCUACGGGAGCAGCUGGCCACUUCCACGGCCACCGAGGAACAACAGCGGGCAGCUGCCGCUGAGCUGAGCCAAGCUCGGGAAGCAGCAGAGGCCCGGGCUGCUGAGCUGGCCGAGGCCUGCGAGGAGGCUCGGCGGGGCCUGGCAGAGCUGCGCGAGGCCUCAGAGGUGCUCCGCCAGUCAGCAGUGCCAGCCUCGGAGCAUCACCGGCUGCAGGAGGAGGCCCUUGAGCUGCGGGGCCGGGCGGCCAGCCUGGAGCAGGAGGUGGUGGCCACGGGCAAGGAGGCUGCCCGGCUGCGGGCAGAGCUAGAGCGGGAGCGUGUGGGCAGUGUGGCCCGCUUGGAGCACGAGCGCAUAGUGGGUGCACUUCAGGCCGACGUGGCCCGGCUGGAGGGGCAGCUGGAGGAACUAGGACGCCGCCACGAAAAGACCAGUGCUGAGGUCUUCCAGGUGCAGCGCGAGGCCCUAUUCAUGAAGAGUGAACGACACGCAGCGGAGGCCCAGCUGGCCACGGCAGAGCAGCAGCUGCGUGGGCUACGCACGGAGGCUGAGAAGGCACGCCAGGCCCAGAGCCGCGCCCAGGAGGCCCUGGAUAGGGCCAAAGAGAAGGACAAGAAGAUCACAGAGCUCUCCAAGGAGGUCUUCAGUCUUAAGGAGGCGCUGAAGGACCAGCCAGCAGUUCCGGGCAGCUCCGAGGUGGAGGCCCUGCGCGGCCAGGUGGAGGCCCUCCAGGGGCAGCUGGAGGAAGCCGCCCGGGAGCACAGCGCAGUGGUGGCCUUGUACCGGAGCCACCUCCUACACGCCAUCCAGGGCCAGAUGGAUGAAGAUGUGCAACGGAUUCUGAGCCAGAUCCUGCAGAUGCAGAGGCUCCAGGCUCAGGGACGCUAA
Molecule: messenger RNA, 3382 nt
Organism: Eptesicus fuscus (big brown bat)
Lineage: Eukaryota; Metazoa; Chordata; Mammalia; Chiroptera; Vespertilionidae
Gene: ANKRD24
Product: ankyrin repeat domain 24
Exons: 21
Molecular function (GO): actin binding
Source: RefSeq, a predicted model, not a curated record